Messenger RNA from Fusarium graminearum PH-1, 1294 nucleotides. RefSeq lists its product as uncharacterized. The annotation marks the transcript as partial. NCBI's taxonomy places the organism in Eukaryota, Fungi, Ascomycota, Sordariomycetes, Hypocreales, Nectriaceae. The transcript is spliced from 3 exons. The record is from RefSeq and is a predicted model, not a curated record.
GAUUUGGGAGUUAACAGGUUGCCGGCUGGCACAGUAACUGUCUUUGUUUUUGGUCCUCUGGCUUGCUUGUGUUUUAUCUAUCUGGUGCGUUCAUCUUCUUGCUAUUUGGCUAACUCUAUCAUUAGUUGUCCCUCGAAACACCCGCCCGCGCCGUCUUCCCCGGAUACUAGCGACAACCUCAAACUCUUACUUCCCUUUCAAUCGCCGUGGGAAUCGCCUAUCGCCUCAUCGCCUCAUCGCCCCUCACCGAUUUCAGGAUCUCGCUGUCCAGAUCCAUCGAAAACCGAACCUACGAACCACGACCACCAAAGUCGAAUCUAGCGCAAUGCCUUAGGAACAACCGUGCUUGCAGGCCAGUAUCGUUGAAAGCAGUGGCUAUCUACUAGACCCGUGUGCACUAGCUUCCUCGGCGAGGUGGGGGAUGGCCUUGUUGACACCCUCUCUGGAUCCCUACUCCUCAUCUGAGGUCGUUGCUUACUCUCGAUUCCUUCUCUCACACGGUUGUCUUCGGCGCUUCUCGAUUUCGCCCACGAUACAUUGUCCGUCCGACACUCGCGCAGCGGAGUACUACCACCCGUCUCCCCGAAUAAAACAACCUUCAAGCCUUGCGACAACUCGACCUACUUAACAACCGAGUGAGACCCCUACAAUUAUAUACAACAACAGCCACAACUUCCUGGUCAUCAGAAUGCUUCUGUUACUUGUCCUGGCAGCUCUCGAUCUGAUUUUCGACUUUUCUAUCCCUCUAUACAAAUCAACGAGACCUCCUUGAGCAUGCGCCUCUACGAUAUCAUAAGCUCAUCACAUUGGGGGUCGCCACCCGUAUCCCGCACCACGACAACGAAAACUAAGAUAUGGAAGUCGCAUGCUAGCAACAAAAGGAUGUUUCGCUAGUUAAUAAUAUAUGAGGUAUAGUUAAGAGCUAUAAGCCCGCUUUAUCACUCAUGACCACCAACAGCAAUAAGUCGGCAGAUCACAUGGGGGUGAGGUCCGUCGACAAUUACACGUCAACGUUUGCGUCCUCGUGCAAAUGGUCGUCACCAGCACUGCAACGAGUUAUGCCCCGAAAUCCCACACAUCCUGACAUCGGCCAAACAAGUGCACCAAGUGACGCUUAACUGUUGACCAGCACAUCACCAACCUGAUGACCAUUACAGAUAGGGAUAAUUUAUGGUGGUUUAUUUCAGCCUGAUAGGCCAUGGCCCUCGAGAACCAAGUGCUCUUCUCGCGAGACCAGCUCCCUUCGGCUCCCGGUAGUGACAUUGACAAUUAGAAAUACUAUAAGUUUAUCAUG